CAACAUCACCAUGUUUCGUUGCCCAAGGUAGUCAAGUCCGAUCCCUCUAUUUGUUGAAGGAUUUGCUCACCUUACUUUGCACGAUUGAUGACCUUGUGCUUACGAGUACGCGCACACUGUCGAGGAGCACGUUAUAUGUCUCUUAGAGUCCAUUUCUGCGCACUUUCGCCAAAAACGGUGCAAGACGCUUCUUGAAUCCAAUGUCGACAACUCCACAGGGGGUCUGAUCACUGCCUGUCAUUCUUGGACUUGACUGAGGAUCAGUGAUCCGCUUCCACAUGGCCACCAAGUCGAGGCCGAUAUCGAUGGAACCGAUGACCGUGCCCGAGAUUCACGAAGGUACGAGAAACGAGGUCGUAGUUCCUCCAAGCCCAACACAUACACCCGCUACAGACAGAGCCUCCUCGCGGAGGCACACCAAGGGUCUUUCGCUAAAUUUCCCUAUCCUCCUGCCUACCAACGCGCAAAUCUCCCAUUCCCCUACAGCUGGUUCGAGUAUUCUACCGAGUCCUGUUGAGUCUGCGAGAUCAUCUCCACGUACGCGGACCGCCCCAUUCCAAAGUCCCGGAACAAUUCACGAAUCCGAUCAGACGGCCAAUACAAGAAGCAGUACAGACUUCUUAACGCUCCUAGCUGCACAGGAGAGGAGGGUUCUCGAGUUAAGAGAGGAGUUGCAGAAGGCGGAGACGGAACUGCUAGGUUUGAAGAAACAGUGGGCUGCUCAUGAAGCGAACAAGAAGAGGGACGAGGUCAAACAUGUCAAGAAAUUACAACCAUUAGCUCUGGAUGACGUAGGAGGACGAGAGCCGUCAGAGGAUGAAAUCGAUGAAGAACGGAGACGGAAACGUGCCAUCGUCGAGAGAAGCCAGACAAACAACACGAUUCCUGGGAAUACGGCCGGCAGCAACCUCAGUAGAAAAGGGUCUAAGCGAGUCUUUGAGGGCGGUCGACAUACUCGGACACUGAGUCUAUUGAGUCCGACUUCCAACAAGCCGGGCCAGGCAACUGCCACGACCUCGUUGAACGAACUGGUUGACGCGCACAAUGAGGCCACCGACAGAAACUCCGAAGGUGAUAUGGCGAGGCCAUCAUUAUCAAGAAUAUCAACUCUGGAGAGUCUGGUUGCCGGUGAACAGCUCCAGCUUGGAUUUGGUAAGACGUACAGAGACCUAGCAGCUCAUCGCCGUUCAGUGCCGUCAGCCGACGUCUUGGUCAAGCAGGGCAAGCAAGUCUACGAUGGAGUCCGCGAGGGGCUCUGGACAUUUUUCGAAGACAUAAGGCAAGCCACUGUUGGAGAAGAAGGAGUCAAUGGUACCGUUGCCGAUCAACGCCCUGCAAGACCACAUGCGAAGCGUGUGGGAAAUCACUCUUCUGCUAGACCGAACCGGACAACCGGUGGAAACAAGAAGUCCGAAUCGACUGAACCAUCCUUCUGGAAAGAGUUCGGCUUGGACACUCCUCAAAGACCAUUAUCAACGCAAGUCGCUAGCCCCGAUAAGUCGAAUGGACAUAUUCCGCAGAAGAGCAGUACAGACUCAUCCAACCCUCCCAGUCUAUUACCAGACACGACAGAUCAUGAUGACGUUGAAGACGGCUGGGAUGCCUGGGACUCGCCUAUCACCACUAGGGAAAGGGCACAUAGCAAAGAGGCGAACAAAUCCGAAGAUGGUCUACCUUGGCCAGAUAUCGAGAAGCUUACCCCGAGUAAGUUGACCAGAACGGUCAGCGAUCUCAUGAGGGAAUGGAAUGCGAGUCAAGAUGAAGCGAACACUACGACGGAGGGCUCGAAGGAACAGUCGAGUAGUAAAAGAGCUAGUAUCCUUGACAGCCCUCAUAUAUAAUGUCAAAAUGAAAUACGAACUCGUGAAUGAUGAUACAGAUAAGGUGUAG
This is a messenger RNA of Exophiala xenobiotica, 1890 nucleotides long. RefSeq lists its product as uncharacterized. The record is from RefSeq and is a predicted model, not a curated record. Lineage: Eukaryota; Fungi; Ascomycota; Eurotiomycetes; Chaetothyriales; Herpotrichiellaceae. The transcript has a single exon. The coding region runs from base 279 to 1841 and encodes 520 amino acids.